GAAAAUGCUAUUUUAUGCAUAUUAGUUGUUUUAAAGUUAUAAAAUAAAAUGGAGAAAAAAGGAAAAUUACAAAGUUAUAUAUUCAAAGCAUGGUGUGAAAUCAUGUGACAUCAUUGGUCUGACACAGACAGAAGUAAACAAAAGAAUGUUGAUUGGGACGGUAGACAUUCUGUCUCUGUGAGGAUAGGGGAACUGGGGAAGUGUGUGUGCAUGUGAAGGGGGAAUGUUUAGUGUUUUAAAUAAGGUUAAAGUAAUAACCUAUUUUUGUGUGUAAAAAAAUAUAGGGUGGGGAUACGGUUGCAGUUCAUAGAAUUGUAUUGGUGUUAAUAUAGUUUACUAGUGAGUAGAGGCCGUUAGUAGAGGUUGAUGUGUUCUAUACUGAUUUUUAUUGAAGGUUUCAAUGUUAUUUCAACAGUGAAUAAAGUUUUGUGUUGGAGGAAAUUUUAAAUAGUUUUUACCUAUAGGUUUAAAUAGCUGUUGGGUGUUUUUAUAUAUAGUUAGCUGUACUCAUUUAGAUUAGUUGCAGUAAUUGUUUGUGCAAUGUUUUAAUAGAAUAUUACAUUACUAUUUUUUAUAUUUUUGUUGGUUUGAGAAAUGUGGUUUCUGGAGGGGGUGUUUGCUAAAGAAUUAAGGGUGUUUCCCAAUGUAAGCAUUUUUUGAACUUCUUUAUUUGAUUUGCUGUGAGAGUCAAUGGGCAGGGUUUAGGGCAUGAUUGUAUUUAGUGAGGUAAUGCAGUGGAGGUGUGGUUAUUGAAACUACAGUGUAUUGGUUGGAAUAUUAACAACUGUAUGUAAAAAGUAAAGUCAUUGUAAAUUCUUGUUACUUGCAGCAAUUGCAGAGAUGCCUAAGCUGAAGAGAUUUAGAAUGCGGCGUGAGCCAUUCAACAACAAAAGUAAGGCAGAUGUUUCUAAUUCUGAUGCUUGUGUUUGCCCAGAUGUGGUGGGCAUUGUAGCUGCCAACGAAGUUAGACUGAAGUCUGCAGAGGUGACUGAGGAGUUUGUGGGAGUAGCUUGUAGUGUAGUUUCAAUUGUUAAGCACAAGAUACAUAAUGUUUGUACUUGGAAAAAAUCUGACAUUCAGGACAUACGUAUUGAGGGAAGUAAACUGGUUAAUGACAUGACUAGCUGUAAAAAAAAGACAAAUAGUUAUGGAGACUGUCGAUUUUCUCAAUGGUUUGGUGGCCAAUAUGACAUUUUCAGUAAAACAUGCAAAGUAACAAUAGAACAAUCACUGAAUGGAGGAAAAAAUGACUUGUAUGAGAAAUUACAGGAGAUUUUGUUUAGUCAUGAAUCUUGUUUGGUCAACAUAAAAGGAGACACGUGUGCUAUUGUGAGGCAUAAGGAUUUCUAUGUUGUUGUUGACUGUAAUGUCCGAAAUGCAUGUGGUUUGGGAUCAGACAUUGGAACAGCAGUUGUUGUUUUCAACACAAAUUGGCAUGACCUAUUUUUGCACAUUGAUAAUUUAAUGACAAGUCUGAAUGCAGAAAACUUUAGUAUAUGUGGCAUCAAUGUCAAUUUAACGUCAUCAGAUACGCCACGAUUUGUUUACAAUGAUACUGUUGGAGAAAAGAGUGUAUGUACAUCAAAUGAGCCUGAAGAAAUCUCAGCAUCUACAUUAAAGCAAAGAGAAGGUGUUAGUAGCAUCCGUGGAUCAUUUCAUCAGGGUGACCGUAUGUUCAAGUGGCCAGGGAAACAGUGUGUUGCAAUUAGUUUGGCAGCUAUAGCGAUGCACAGUGUACAUAGUGUGUUCUCAUGGGAAAGUAAAGAUCUAGAUAAUGUUGUAAAUACUGGCGAUAGCUUGUAUUCUAGUUUGCGUCAAAGUGGUUUAAUCAGUGAUCCAACAGGGAAAAACUUGCUGUGUAUUAAAGAUCUUCCUAAAGAAUGUGUGUUAGGUACAAAUGCAUUCAAAUUUGAAUAUGCUGAUUUUGUUUCUGGAUAUGUAGAUGUGGUUGAUGGAGAUUUUAUUAGAUCUGGUGCGUGUGUGACAUUAGCCGAUGGUUUGAAAACAAUGUUUGAAAACUAUGACACAUGCUUUUUUACCUUGAAUGGUAGUACUUGUGCCAUUAUUAAGGAAAAUGGUAAGUUUGCUGUGGUUGAUUCUCAUGCACGUAGCAGUGCUGGGAUGGUUGAUGGUAAUGGCUUUAGUGUGGUUGUAUAUUAUAAUUCACUAAGUUGUGUUUUGAAGCACAUUGAAAAUUUGUCUGCAUUUACUAGAAGAAACCUGAAGAUUUUUGAAAUAAGUGGUGUCUGUGUCCUACUUAAAGGCCAAAAAAAAUCUGGUAGUCACACAGAAAACAUAAAUGAUGAAAGUGAAAAACAAGAAAAAUCUGGUAGUCACACAGAAAACAUAAAUGAUGAAAGUGAAAAACAAGAAAAAUCUGGUAGUCACACAGAAAACAUAAAUGAUGAAAGUGAAAAACAAGAAAAAUCUGGUAGUUACACAGAAAACAUAAAUGAUGAAAGUGAAAAAACAAGAAAAAUCUGGUAGUUACACAGAAAACAUAAAUGAUGAA
Cyprinus carpio (common carp) is the source of this 2512-nucleotide messenger RNA. RefSeq lists its product as uncharacterized. The transcript is spliced from 2 exons. Bases 841 to 2487 code for a protein of 548 amino acids. NCBI's taxonomy places the organism in Eukaryota, Metazoa, Chordata, Actinopteri, Cypriniformes, Cyprinidae. The record is from RefSeq and is a predicted model, not a curated record.